GGGGUGUAUGUUUAGUUGCAUUUUGUAACAGUUUCUUCCUCAUUCACAUAUUAUCGGAUGAUAUUUAGUUUACUAUUACAAGCCAUUGUAAAAAUCUAACGUUAACUUGUCUUAGGCAGCUGCACGAGCAGAUUCUAUUUUUUUUCACUUGCGUCAAAUUGCCGAAAUGAAAGUGAAAGUUCUGUGGAGUCGAAUGGCACAGGGAAAGACAUCUCCGGAAGACAGUUUUGUAACAUUAUGCGUUUAAACGUCAAUAUUGUUAUCUGUUUAUUUCUCUGUGCAGAGGUGCUAGGCAUCCAGUCUUUACAACAGGUGCCUUGGCUGCCUUGUAUGCUGGUGGAUGAACUUGUAAAGUUCAAUGAUGAGGGACAUGCUGAAACCCAGUAUCAACACAGAAACGCUGGGCUGCAGUUUGGCCAUCCAGGGGACAGUGCAUUGAACCCUAAUGCCAUCACCUUCCUUGUUACAGGCUCUAAGGUGGACAUGAGGAAGUACAUUGAAGGAGCAGUAGUGGAGCACCAGCUGCAGUGUGAGAUCCGCAGGUACAGCACAGAGGGUAUCCAGAUGCGUUGGCCAGGUUUAGGAGCCCAGGAUCACGACAUCUGGUUCACCAGCACCUUACGGCACACCGACGGCCACUUCGUCAUCACCAGCUUCCUCAGACAUACCCCUGCCACACCCACACCUGGCCAGGCAGACUACCGCAACUGGCCCGCCAUCGCAGACAGAGAGAUGCUAACCACCUCAACUGCGAUGCUAGUCUUCACCCGCACUCCCUCUGUGUGGGUGGGCCUAAUGAAGCAACCGAGCCUGCACUGUCAGUUUGACGUGGACCACAAGGCAGUCGACUUGACAGUGGAAUGGCGUUUGCAACGACGCGGCGAACGGACCACGCUCUUCAGCCACUCCAGACGCUCGGGCCAAAGGGAGGGGGGUGGGGUGGAGCUUAAGGGCAUCGGUAGGGGCGACGCAUCCCUGACGCUCCCCCUCACCAAGCAGAGCAGCGAGGGGACAUAUGUCUGCCUUGUCUCGGUGCCUCCGCUGUUUGGCAGCCAUGAAAUCGCUCUGCACAUCAUGGAGCCUCCUCGCGUGUCCUUGAACGUGGACUCUGUCAUCUCCUUGGUGGAAACGGAGAAGCAGAAGGUGGUGUGUGAGGCAGAGGGCUACUACCCCCUGGACGUGGAGAUGGAGUGGUUCAGGGAGCCCAGUGGUGGAGGUGGAGGCCUCCUACCAGAGAAGCUGGACACUGUCCUGUACUCCAGCCACCGCCACCACCAGGACGGGACCUACUCUCUGUCGGCCUUCUUCCUGCUCCACGCUUCCCUGCAUGACUCGGGCUCCAAGUACUUCUGCAGGGUGUCUCACAGCUCCCUGCGCAUGCCCAUCCGCAAGAGUUUCACCCUCAUCGUCACAGAGGUUGACAGUUGGAACUUGCUGUGGUUGUUCUUUGGCUGUGGAUUCAUCCUGGUCAUGGUGGCCACUUUGUGUGUGAUGCUACCCCGCCUGAGCUCAGCAAGAGCAGCAAACAAGAGAAAGCCCUACUGAGAGAACAUGCCAGAGUGGUUAAAGCUGAUCUCCAUGGAUACAGACAGUCCAUUCCUACCCUCCUUCUUCUCCUCCUUCUCUUCAUCUCAGUACUUCUCUAUCAGGUGGUUUAUUUUGGGAAUGUGGGUAUAGUGUGUGUCCAUCAAGUCAUUUGAUAUGGGGUAAUGUUUCUUCCGAUUCUCCCAUUAUAAAAGUACAGUAAAUGUAGAAAGAUUGAUCAUGUGUUUUUCAUUAUUUGGGAACGAGGGACUAUCCCACAAGGUCAUAGUACUGCUCUAUGAUAAUACCACUCUAAGAUUGUGUAAGGUAGCUUAAUUUUGCUAUAAAAAAUAAUUGACAUGGAAUGAUGAUUUUCUUUUAGAAAAAUGCACGAUCAUGUUUGAUUUGAAAAUAUGCACUAAGAAAUGUAUUUGUUUGAAGUUAUUGUUUUCAUUAAUUUCAUGUAUUUAAUAGUUGCUGUUGUUUUGACUGUUUUCGCUCUAGAGAGCCAGUGUCAGAGAACCUGAGGAACCUACUGGGAACAUAACUUAAAAGCAUGUCUGACAUGUAUUGGGGUGCACAAUCAUGGAUUGAUUUAAAAACCAAUAGAAGAAUCUUAACAUUAAUUCUAAAACUCAUAGGGAGCCAGUGCAGAGGCCUUAAAACCUGUGUAAUAUGUGCUCUCCCUCUGGUCAUGGUCAGUACCCGUGCUGCAGCGUUCUGUAUGUUUAGCUGUUGACCAAUGGCUUUCUUGGGCAGACUAGACAGGAGAGCAUUACAGAAGUCAAGCCUGCUUGUAAUAAAAGCAUGGAUGAAUCUUUAUGUAUUAGCCUGCGAGAGAAACGGCCGCACCUUGGCAAUGUUCCUCAGGUGGUAAAAAGCUAUUUUGGUCACAUUCCUAAUGUGUGAUUUGAAAUUGAGUUCAGAAUUUAAAAUGGCGCCUAGGUUUUUUACCUGGUGUUUUAUCUUUAUUGCCCAUGAAAUUAAAAUGUGCGGCCAGAUUCUCUCUGUAUGCUUUGGCUCCAACAAUAAGUAGCUCGGUCUUGACUUAGCUGGAGGUUAGCUGAAGUUGUGAGCCAGCCAAGUCUUUAAAUCACUAAUACAGUCUAACAAUAUAUCUUUGGAGCUAAAAUCCUUUGGUGCCACAGAAAUGUAAAGUUGUGUAUCGUCUGUGUAGCAGUGAAAUGCAACGCUGGGCUUUCUGAUAACGCUGCCAAGAGGCUGUCCGUUUGGAUGUGUCCUUUUUCAUCCUUACUGGAGCUCUAGCAUCAAUGGUUGCCCUUCAUUUCCUAUCAAAGUUGUCCCCUAAAUCCUACAGGAGGACUGCAGAAUAGGUGAUGGAGUAUUGUUCAUGCACUCAAUGAAAUCUGGAGCAACUUC
This is a messenger RNA of Oncorhynchus mykiss (rainbow trout), 2904 nucleotides long. Its product is annotated as tapasin-related protein. NCBI's taxonomy places the organism in Eukaryota, Metazoa, Chordata, Actinopteri, Salmoniformes, Salmonidae. The record is from RefSeq and is a predicted model, not a curated record.